Molecule: messenger RNA, 3048 nt
Organism: Acanthamoeba castellanii str. Neff
Lineage: Eukaryota; Discosea; Longamoebia; Acanthamoebidae
Product: PH domain containing protein
Exons: 13
Coding region: 1-3048 (1015 amino acids)
Molecular function (GO): protein binding; GTPase activator activity
Source: RefSeq, a predicted model, not a curated record
AUGCUGCUCUCGGCCGGCGCCGACCUGACCAACCCAUCGGCGGUGGCGACGGGUCGUCCGCGUUCGAGGUCUGACCUGGCGGCUCCCUCCAUGGCCAAGGACAGCGAUGCCGAUGCCGAGCAGGCUAGCAAGCAGAGCAAGGUCACACUGGGUGGACUCACCGACGCGGCACGAGCGGGCUGGAUCCAGAAGCGAGGCAAGAACCGCAAGGCGUGGAAGACGCGCUAUUUCGUGCUCAGCGGGAUAACUCUCUACUACUUCAAGAAAGCCAACAUGGACUCGGUGCCCGUGGGGUCGAUCCAGCUCGACGGCGCCAAGAUCUUCUCCAUCCAAGGCCCGAAGAAGGGCCACCAGUUCUGUCUGGGCCUCUACGCCCGCACGCGUUAUUAUCUGCUGUCGGCUCGUGACGAGCCAGACCGCGUGGCUUGGCUGGCCGCCAUCAAGACCGUAUCCGGCGCGCCCAUCACCUCAGUGGACUUGAACGACGACUCCGACCCGGACUCGGACGAGGCCCAGCCCGCCGCGCCCGCCAACUGGGUCUCGGGCCAGGUGCAAGAGAGAAGAACACGUUUCCCCUCCGUGUCGGGCUCGAACAUCCCUGUCACCACGGCCGACAAGCGGAGGACCCAGCGAACGCAGUCCAUGCGUCCGCGUAACUCCCUCCCCGUUUCCAAGAGGGCCACGGUCGCCUUCGAUCAGGGCGUCACGUUCCACGACGAGAAGAUUCUGGUGGCGGACCUGCGUGAGAAUGCGAAGGAGGGCUACCUCCUGCGACAGGAGGGCAAGAUGCGCAAGACGUGGCGCUCCCGCUUCGUGAUCCUGGCCGGCGAUGUCCUCUACAUCUUCGGCUCCUCUCAGGCUGAGGAGAAGGUGGUGGACUCUAUUCAGCUGAGCAACUGCAGCAUCUACGCGGUCACCGGGGCGAUCAAGGGCCGCGAGCACUGCAUCGACAUCUACCGGUCGCAGCCCUCCAAGCACUAUCUCUUCGGUGCCGACGACGAGAAGGACCGGCACGCGUGGAUCAGUGCCAUCAAGCACGCGCGGGGCGACAAGGUGCUGGGCGAGACGCCCGAGCAGGAACUGGUCCGCAGAGAGCGCGAGACGGCGUCGAAGCUCACGGCCACGCUCAACUGGAUGCACCAGCUCAUCAGGGAGGACCAGGUGCAGGACGUGCUGAAGCUGCUGCAGGACGCCGACAAGGAGACGCCGGGCGUCGAGCGCGAAGACGACAUCACCAGCCGCGACCUCGUACGGUCCCGCGAGCCGCAGGCGGGCCACACCCUGCUGCACGUCGCCGCCGCGCACGGCCAGCUGCGGCUGGUCAAGGAGCUGGUAGAGGUCUACCGGGCCGACAUCAACAAGCCCGACAAGCAGAGCUGGAGCCCGCUCCACACCGCGGCCCACCACUCGCAGAUCGACGUGUUCGAGUACCUCGUCGACCGCGGCGCCUCGCUCUACACCACCACGGCCAACGGGUCGUCGCCCCUGCACUACCUCGUCCGGUUCACCCGCUCCUCGCCGCGCGGCCGGGCCACGCACGCGGAGGCCCAGGACGUCGAGGACCGGCUGCUGGAGGUGGUGCAGAAGACGAUCGACCUGGGUGCCGACAUCAAUGCCACCAAUCGUGGCGGCGAUACUCCCCUCCAUCUCGCAGCUGCGCGACCCUACUUCCGAUUGAUCAAGCUCCUAUUGGAGAACAAGGCCAACGUUUCCCUGCGCAACCAGCGCGGGGAAUCGCCGGUGGACCUGGCGGUCAAGGAGGGCCACGAGGAGAUCGUCGCCCUCAUGCGCGCCUACGAGCUCGUCGCCAACGACCCCACAUUUGCCCGUGAACUCAACUCGCCGCCGCCAUCGCACCCGGCGCGAUCGCAGCAGCGGGCGAUGAGCCUCCGGGAGGAGAUGCAGCGCGACACGGUGAGCGCGGCGCUCCAAACGACGAGCGUCGUGGAGGGAGGCGCUGACCAGGAGGCUGAGCCACCGAGCGGCGGCGACGCCGAGUCGUUGGUCCCGGAGAAGGAGAUCACGGGCGAGAGCGACGACGACGACUCGUCGGACCAGGAUACCGACGACCUCGGCACUCAGGAGUCCGCGUCUGAGCCGGUCACACCUCGAGGACCAGACCAACCGGCGACAGAGGCGCGGCCGGAGGACACGUCGCACCUCGACGGCGAGGCCCAAGGCCCGCGGCUGGAAGGGGUCGAGGCUGAGUCAGCGGGCGUCGAGGAGAAGCAGAGCUCAGAUGGUGAGCCAGCGGCGGAUGCGCCCGCCGCCGGUGAGGUGGCGCCGACGGCGAGCUCGGCCGGACAGCGGGAACGGUCGGGCGGCUCGUUCCUGGUGAAGAGUGCACGGCCCAACCCGACGGGUCGACCGUCGCUGAUGAUCGGCGGCCGAGCCAACAGCGCCCUCGACGUUCGGUUGAAGCUGCAGAGCGGAAGCGACGAAGCUGUUGACAGCGGCGGCGGUGGCACGACUUUGGCUUCAGCGCCAUCAGAGUCAAAGCCAACGCAGCGCGCGAAGGCCAUGAGCAAGCCGCUGCCUCCGCCGCCGCAGGCCGAGGAGGGCGGUGGCGACGGGCCGUUCACGAGGUCCAAGCCCCUCCCGGCGCCACCCUCUCAGUCCUCCGAGUCUCUCGGCGUGCCGUCUUCCGCGCCUCAGCUGCGACGAGUCACCGAUGACGAGGCCGCGGCCCUGAGCCAGCAGCAGAUCACGCUGGGCGAGUUGAGCGCCAACAAGUCGAACCUGUUCACGGGCUCGCUCAAGUCGCUGAGCAGCGUACGCAAGGUGUGGAAGCGCUACCACGCCGUGCUCGCCGACUCAAGCCUCUACCUCUACGAUUCCAACGCCGGGUCGGAGCGAGUGAGCAAGUUGAUGGACGUGCGGAAAUGCCAGGUGCUGGAGACGCCAGAGACGAAGAAAGAGCGGUGGUGCUUCGACGUCUGCAACCACGAGUCCAAGGAGCACUGGCUCUUGGCGACCGAGACCGAGGCUGAGAAGAACCAGGUCACCUGUGUACUCAUCACCACCUCGCUCUUGGUGUCCUCGCGGUGA